CUACAAAUGACAAAACAACAGUUCACCCAAGUAAGAGAAGAAGUUCAAGAAAUUCAAGAACUUGAAAACAAAUUUUUGAAAUCCCACCAACACCCAGUUCCAACACUGCAAUGUACAUUUCCCAUCCAUAGUUUAAAGGAUUUUUCUAAUAAUGCGAGCCAAAAAGUGUUUUUUUUUGAUAUUGAUAAUUGUUUAUAUUCAUCAAAAUUACAAAUUCAUCAAAUGAUGCAGAGAGCUAUUCAAAACUAUAUUUCUCAAGAAUUAAAUUUAUCUUCAGACGAUGCCAUAGGAUUAAAUCUGAAAUACUAUCAGGAAUAUGGGCUAGCCAUACAAGGAUUAAAAACACUCCAUUCCAUAGAUGCUUUGGAAUAUAAUCGAAAAGUGGAUGAUGCACUUCCUUUACAUGAUAUUAUUAAAAAGGAUUUGGUUUUACGAAACAUUUUGAUCAAGCUAAAAAAUAAAAAUGUCAAACUUUGGUUAUUCACAAAUGCUUAUAAAAACCACGCACUCAAAGUCAUUUCUUUACUAGGAAUUGCUGAUUUAUUUGAUGGAUUGACUUACUGUGAUUAUGCUCAAGAAAACUUUCUUUGUAAACCAUAUAAAAUGAUGUUUUUAAAGGCAAUUAAUGAUUCUGGUGUGGUUAAUUCUCAGGAAAACGCUUAUUUUAUUGAUGAUUCACGUUUGAAUUGCUUAAAGGCAAAAGAAUACAAUUUUUUUAAAAAAGUUUUUCAUCUAAUUGAAGAUGAAAGUGAAUACAAUGAUUGUGCAGACAAUUGUAUAUUAAUUAAAGAUAUUCACGAUUUAACUACAGUUGUUCCUGAACUAUUC
Ascoidea rubescens DSM 1968 is the source of this 828-nucleotide messenger RNA. RefSeq names its product nucleotidase (gene SDT1). Gene Ontology annotation, biological process: pyrimidine nucleobase metabolic process; nucleotide catabolic process. NCBI's taxonomy places the organism in Eukaryota, Fungi, Ascomycota, Saccharomycetes, Ascoideales, Ascoideaceae. The annotation marks the transcript as partial. The record is from RefSeq and is a predicted model, not a curated record. The transcript has a single exon. Gene Ontology annotation, molecular function: nucleotidase activity.